UAGCUCUGUGGUCAUGGCUCCCGGAAGCCUCUCUCUACCCACAGCCAUGGGGCCUGUGCUCUGUUCUUGUGGCCCGUCACCUCCGGGUGGCUGUGCCUGUUCCCAGGGUCCCCUGCUGUCCCAGAGCCCUCAUUCAGCUCCGGCUGGACUGAGAGUAUGUGCUCUUAGUGGAGAAUAUUGAGCCACAGUGAUAGGGGCCACUCCUGGGGCCUUCUUAUCCCACAGAGCUCUGGGACAUUUGGUGACCUAACACAGGGCUCCUUCUGCCAGUUAUGAACCCCUUGUCUCGGCCAGCUGGGCAGCAGUGCGACUCGGUGCCACUGGGGGAUGCUUACAGUGGCAGUGAGUGAUUGCUGAUCAUGUGUCUCCCAUGCCCAAACCACCCACACAGGGCACCUGGAACUCUGUUGUCCAGACCCCGGUGUGCUCUCCUCCUUGACUGCCGAGGGCCUUUCUUUGGAAGUCUUCUCUCCAGUAUCAGGGCCCUCACUGCCUCCCCACUCUCUUACCCAUCGAGAGGUACAUUCCCAGAGCCCAGGACUGUCCCCAGGACAGAGUGUGUGUGGGAGGGCCGCAGGCACCAGGCCUUUGCUGUGAGCCCGUGGAUUCGAUUGGACCUUCCUUUUCUGGAUCAGUGGCUUCCGACUUUAUUUUGCUUUUACAUGCUGUGACCGCUCUUGGGCACCAGCCAGACCUGCAGGAUUGUGCUCGUCAUGCACAUCCUGUUGAGGCUCGUGGGUCCCACCCCGUGACUCCUGUCCAUCCUCGUCUGAACAAGUGGCCCCUGGCGUGAGCCACUGGCCCAGCCUGACCAUACAAACCCAGGGGAGGGCCCAGCUCUGAGCUGCUGCCCCGCGGGUUGUGCUUCUUCCAUCCCCCACCCCCGGCCCCACCAUGCCUUUCCCACUUCCUCUUACACACCAGAUUAUCUGAUUCUUCCUAAUUUUGUGGUGGUGCUGGGCAAAAAUGAUUAUCUCACUCUCAUUUUUGUCUUCCUGACGGUGUCUCGUGUUUUAGCUACUUGCAACUAUCUUUUCGGUCUAUGCUGUGUUCAUUGCCGUUUCCCAUUGGCUGGUCUUUUAACUGGGAUUUCUCCGGUGUGGCUUGAUCCUGGUUUUCUCUGUGGGUGCCAGCUGAGUGCCGUCUGCCAGUCCAGAGGGUGGAUGGCAUCGUCACAUGUUUGUUCCUUCUCCCAGGUGGGACCCACCGUGCUCCCCGUGGAACAAGAUCAUCUCUCCUGCUGUGACUUUUGGCCUCCGUUGGCGGCGGGAAGUUGUCCUGGCGGGUCCCCUUAAGUGAUGCUUACUCCAAGGUUCUGCUCUGGUGAAUUAAAUGUGUGAAGUUGGCACCCAGCCAGCCAUUUGUCAUUUUCUUGAGCAUGACCAUGGACCCAGCUGGCUGGUGCCUUUGAAGCACUCAGACUGUGUUCUCAGGCUAUCUUCCAGGGUCUUGUGUUUACUUCAGCUUGUCUCAGUGACACAUUAGUGAAAAAGCUAAAGCAACAUCUGUGAAUUGGAAAAUACUAACAAAUUCUGGAUGGCCCCGAUGAUUCCCAAAGUCCGUUCAUACACAUGUCACAUUCAGACUCACAGCUGGUGACUCUUGGAAGCAGGGAUAGCCAGUGAGGGCCACUGUGUGCAGGGCCACAUGAAGUGCUUCCUGUCCCUGGGGCAGAGCAAAGGGCUCGUCAAGAGGUAAGGGCACCUGUGCCAUGCUGACCUCUGCAGGGGCAAGGGUACACUGUCAGCACUGACACACAACUGCUUCCUUGAAGGAAGCCCAUGGUUCUUCCUCUGUCCCUCUGUCCCUUCCUCCUGCAAGGGCACUUCCCAUUUCUGCCUUUGUCAGGGGAGGUAGUCAAAGGAGGAAGGUACCAACAGGUCCUGCUUGGAGAACACCAGAUUCGGUGUGCAGGAUUUCAAAGUCAUGACUGGAGGGUUGGUGGGGCAGCUGUUAAAGGAAUACACGACAGACAUCCACACGGAUUCUGUUUCACUGAGACCGUCAAUCCGAUUUCAGGGAAGUCAAGGGCACAUCUCCAUCCCCCAGCCUGACUGCCCCACGGAGGCGCGGACCUUCUCCUUCUACCUCUCCAACAUUGGCCGUGACAGCCCCCAGGGCAGCUUUGACUGCAUCCAGCAAUAUGUAUCCAGCCACGGGGAUGUUCACCUGGACUGCCUGGGCAGCAUCCAGGACAAGAUCACGGUGUGUGCCACCGAUGACUCCUACCAGAAAGCACGACAGAGCAUGGCACAAGCUGAGGAGGAGACACGGAGCCGUGGUGCCAUCGUCAUCAAGGCUGGAGGCCGCUACCUGGGCAAGAAGGUUCAGUUUCGGAAACCAGCCCCGGGGGCCACGGACGCCGUGCCCUCCCGGAAGCGGGCGACGCCAAUCAACCUGGCGAGCGCCAUCAAGAAGAGCAGUGUCGGUGGCAUUAGUGGGGGCAGUGGGGUGUCUCAGAGGCCCUUCCGUGACCGAGUGCUGCACCUCCUGGCGCUGAGGCCCUAUCGGAAGGCCGAGCUGUUGCUACGGCUGCAGAAGGACGGCCUGGCCCAGGCGGACAAGGAUGCGCUGGACGGCCUCCUCCAGCAGGUGGCCAACGUGAAUGCCAAGGAUGGCACAUGCACGCUGAAGGACUGUGUGUAUAAGGAUGUGCAGAAGGACUGGCCCGGCUACUCGGAAGGGGACCAGCAGCUGCUGAAGCGGAUGCUGGUCCGGAAGCUGUGCCAGCCACAGAGUGCAGGUGGCCUCCCCGGAGACCCUGCUGCCUCCAGUCCUCCCAGGGAACAUGGAAGCUCGGCCUCGCCCCCUCAGAAACGACCACAGCCUCCUGAUUUCAUCGAUCCCCUGGCCAACAAGAAACCCAGGAUAUCACAUUUCACCCAGAGAGCUCAGCCUGCCAUCAAUGGGAAGCUGAGUGCACCCCAUGGCCGCGAGGCCCUAUUGCCUACCCCAGGCCCGCUGGCUGGCACGGAUGCCCACCUGCCCCCGCGGUUGGAGCCCCCGAGGGCCCAUGACCCCUUGGCUGACGUCAGCAAUGACCUGGGCCACAGCGGCCGGGACUGUGAUCACGGAGAAGUGGCCGCCCCGGCCCCGACUACGCGCCUCGGUUUGCCCCUGCUGACGGACUGUGCCCAGCCCAGCAGGCCCCAUGGCGGCUCAUCGCGCAGCAAAUCCAAGAAGAAGUCCAAGAAGCACAAAGAUAAGGAGAGGGCAGCUGAGGACAGGCACCAGGCCCGGUUGCCAGACCACAUGCCCAGCCCCCUUGGAGCCCCACCAGAUGCCCCGGGUUUAAAUGGGGCCUGCAACAGCUCGAGCGUUCCCACGUCAACCUCAGAGACCCCCGACUACUUGCUGAAAUAUGCCACCAUUUCCUCCUCGGAGCAGCGCCAGAGCUACAAGAACGACUUUAACGCGGAGUACAGCGAGUACCGCGACCUGCACGCGCGCAUUGAGCAGAUCACACGGCGCUUCACGCAGCUGGACGCCCAGCUCCGGCAGUUGUCCCAGGGCUCCGAGGAAUACGAGACUACUCGCGGGCAGAUUUUGCAGGAAUAUCGAAAAAUCAAAAAGACCAACACCAACUACAGCCAGGAGAAGCACCGCUGCGAGUACCUGCACAGCAAGCUGGCCCACAUCAAGAGGCUCAUCGCCGAGUACGACCAGCGACAGCUGCAGGCCUGGCCCUAGCCUGAGGCCACGGGGCUGGUGGUCCGGGCCGGCUCCCCAUGCCGGGCCAACCCUCCUGGAUGGUGGGGGAGCUGGGGGCGGGGGGGGGGGGGGGGGGGGCGGAGUUCCAGAGCGGAAAAAAAGAGAUUUAUUUAAACAAAUAAACACGAGGAAGACACGUUCAUCUGAGCCAGCAACGCCGGCUUUCGGGGGAGCCCCUGCAGACCUGGUGCCCACAGGUCACAGAUCCAGGUGCGGGGGCCGGCGUCUCAUCCCACUCCCCCGGCCCCCUCCCCCACCUCCUGAGGAGCCCCCACCUCUUCUCCGGCCCACAGCCCAAGGGGCUUGAGCUUCCCCCUCCCCGAAAGACUCCAAGGCCAGCCUGCCUGCCUUUUCUAGUUUUAUACAAAGACAGCCACUUUUAGCUACUGCUUAUGAGACUUCAGUCUAUUUUUGUAUGAGAGAGAAAGCAUCUUUUCUAAACCUGUGCCUCCCCUCCUUGGACACCAGGGUCUAGAUGCCGCCCUGUGUCCUUUCUGCAGUAUUACAGAUGCCAUCUGAAAGUCGAGAGUUGCUCCUGAGGGCUGAGGAGAGAACCAAGGAGGGGGUGGUGGGCAGGGGCGGGGGUGCAGCUGAUGCCCACGUUUGGCUGUGCUCCCGCCCCGGGCCCUCCCUACAGCCCCGGGCCUCUCCCGGCCCAGGCCCGGACGGGGUCUCUGCUCUAAGGGGGUAGAGGCCCGCCCAGGUCUAUUUCGAGAACUCCAGCUGGCCCCAGAGCAGCUGCUGAGAGCCGGAGGGGCAGAGCGGCUCUCGGCCCACCAGGCCUGCCCUGCUAUUUCAGGCCCUCAGCUGUAGGGGGUCACUGGGGGUUUUCUGUGCUACGAGCUCACACUGCAACAACAGUGUCGGAUUUUCUUUUAUUACGUUCUCGAUUUCCCCCUUUGCUGCUGCUUUUCUUUUCGCGCUGAGACCGUGUGGUCUCCAUGCUGUUGACCUCACUCCAUCCCUCAGUCCACUUGUGGGUCUUGGGGUCAUCUUAGCAGAGUCACCGCAGGGUUUAUACUCAGGGAGGGGCUGGGGGGGGGGAGUUGAUGGGGUCCGGGGACCCCCUGAAAGUGAGCUCAGAAAACGUGCCCUGUCCGCCCACUCUGGGCGGGGGGGCGUGGGAUCCAUGGACACCAUCAUUGCUGCUUAGUAGCUGUGCCUAGUCUAGUGUCCCCCAGUGUUGGGGGACCACAUGUAUGUGUGUGUACGUGUGUGUGAGGGCCCCGCCGGGGUGCAGUGGGGACGGAGGCGUGUGUUCACAUUCAGGGCCGCAUUCGGCGAAGCCACAACCAGGGAAGGCAGACGGAGAGGCUGCAACCUGGAGCCUGGGGUCAUGCGCUGGGUGGGUGGGGGGUGCUGUCGCCAACAGUGGUGAGGCAGGGAGAGCAGAAAUGCUCACACAGAAAAAUGUCUAUUUUUCCAAGCCACGGGGACGUCUCCUAACGGUUUCCCAAAGAGCAGGCGCCCUCACGGAGGCACCGGCAGCGUGCCUGCCCCACCCAAGGCUCCUUUCUUGGGACCCCUGGGACACCCCGAGCACCGAGGGAACUGACCCUUCAUGUUUCAGUGGUUGUUUUGUUUUUUUUUCAUUUGGGAUGGAGUGGGAUAAGGGUUGAGCAGGCUCCAGGGACCCCCCCCGAGUUCUGCAGACAGCCGCGUUGUACGCCUAGACUGUCCUCAGCCGGACGCGCAGACCCGGGUGAAAAGGGAUUAUUUAAGGAGCCUGCAGCCCGCGGGGCUGACCCGGCCCUCUGCCCUGGGAACCGGUUCAAGGGACUCUCAGUUGAAUUUCCUUUUUGUUGUUGGCUUUUUGUUGUUUUUUGUUGUUGUUGUUGUUUUUCUCCUUUUAAGGAAUUAUGAAGCUAAGAAAAAGUUUUGUGCUUUGGGGGUUGAUGGACAAAAGUUCUAGCUGAUUAAAUAUGGUCUAACUUAUUGAUACUGUGUUUUGCACCCCCUUUUUAAUAUUGUACUGUGGAGAAAAACUAUUUUGAGCCAUGGAGUUGGUGUUUACAAGAACUUUUCACUUUUGCCAAAAUGUUACGAUUGAAAGGCAUCCGCGUCUUCAGUUUCCUAUUUUCUUAAAAGAUCUAGUGUCCUUUUUGUACACUAAACAGGUGAAUGCUGAUUUUUUUUCAACCUACAAUAAAUUUCACUGAACCGAACCUA
Messenger RNA from Neofelis nebulosa (Clouded leopard), 5880 nucleotides. It is a transcript of the gene ELL, whose product is annotated as elongation factor for RNA polymerase II. Gene Ontology annotation, molecular function: cis-regulatory region sequence-specific DNA binding. The record is from RefSeq and is a predicted model, not a curated record. The coding region runs from base 1927 to 3690 and encodes 587 amino acids. The transcript has 12 exons. Gene Ontology annotation, cellular component: transcription elongation factor complex. Gene Ontology annotation, biological process: transcription elongation by RNA polymerase II; positive regulation of transcription elongation by RNA polymerase II; snRNA transcription by RNA polymerase II. Lineage: Eukaryota; Metazoa; Chordata; Mammalia; Carnivora; Felidae.